This is a messenger RNA of Knipowitschia caucasica, 1131 nucleotides long. The record is from the annotation of a GenBank genome assembly. Lineage: Eukaryota; Metazoa; Chordata; Actinopteri; Gobiiformes; Gobiidae.
AUGGACACUGCUGGAAAAGUCAUCACGUGUAAAGCCGCAGUGGCCUGGGAGUCUGGGAAACCUCUGUCGAUCGAGGAGGUGCAGGUGGCUCCUCCCAAAGCUCACGAAGUCCGCAUCAAGCUGUUUGCCACCGGCGUGUGCCACACCGACGCCUACACCCUGAGCGGCAGUGACCCCGAGGGGCUGUUCCCCGUGAUCCUGGGGCACGAGGGAGCGGGGACCGUGGAGAGUGUGGGGGAGGGAGUCUCCAACUUCAAACCUGGAGACACGGUGGUCCCCUUGUACGUGCCCCAGUGUGGAGAAUGCAAGUUCUGCAAAAACCCCAAGACCAACUUGUGUCAGAAGAUCAGAGUGACGCAGGGCCAGGGCCUGAUGCCUGAUGGGACGUCCCGCUUCACUUGUCAGGGGAAGCAGCUGUUCCACUUCAUGGGCACCAGCACCUUCUCCCAGUACACGGUGGUCGCCGACAUCUCUCUGGCCAAAGUCAGCGACAAGGCUCCUCUGGACAAAGUCUGUCUGCUCGGCUGCGGCAUCUCCACAGGCUACGGGGCGGCCCUCAACACGGCUAAGGUGGAGAAGGGCUCCACGUGUGCCGUGUUCGGCCUGGGCGCCGUGGGCCUGGCUGUGAUCAUGGGCUGCAAAGUGGCGGGCGCCUCCCGGAUCAUCGGCGUGGACAUCAACCCGACCAAGUUCCCUAAGGCCAAAGAGUUCGGGGCCACGGAGUGUGUGAACUCGGCCGAGCAGGACCGGCCAAUCCAGGAAGUGCUGGUCGAGCUGACGGACGGCGGCGUCGACUACUCCUUUGAGUGCAUCGGGAACGUGCACGUUAUGAGGGCGGCCCUAGAGGCGUGUCACAAAGGCUGGGGAGAGAGCGUGAUCAUCGGAGUGGCAGGGUCCGGACAAGAGAUCAGCACUCGACCGUUUCAGCUGGUCACAGGAAGAGUCUGGAAGGGAACGGCCUUUGGAGGCUGGAAGAGUGUGGAGAGCGUUCCCAAACUGGUGGAGGAUUAUCUGAGCCAGAAGCUGAAGGUGGAUGAGUUCGUGACCCACUCUCUGCCGUUCGAUCAGAUCAACCAGGGCUUCGACCUCAUGCACUCCGGAGAGAGCAUCCGCACCGUGCUGAAGUUCUGA